AUGGCCCCCGACACUCCGCCCGCAAGAAAAACGCGAGGACCACGUGUUUCGCGGGAAAACUGCGAUGCGAUGGCCAAACGCCUGCUUGCGCGCCAUGUGCCGAUCGGGGUCAUCGCUGUGUUUAUCCGGCCACUCAGAGACUGCGCGGGCCUGGAAAGAGCCAUAUGCAGUAAACAACGGAUCGAGGCCCUCGAAUGGCGCUUGGCUGCCCUGGAGUCGAGGCUCCGGCGCGAGUCGAGAACCGACUUGUCCGAAACAGCUCUCAGGUCCCCUGAAUCACUGGUGUCGGGCACCCAAGCAAGCCAUACAAGCCAUGCGAGCCAAGCGAGUUCCUCGCCCCCCCACACUGCGGACAUUACCGCGUUUGGAGGGUUUAUGCCACCCUUUCACCAGCUAUCUCCGCAGUUUACCAUCGAAGAGUCCUCGAAACCGCUCGACCGCAUCGUCUUGUCACCCCUGAGAGUAGAAGGGCCCGAGCUGGGGCUGAUAGAACAGUUCCUCGGAGAUGUGUGCGCAGAGCUUCCGUUCAUGGGGAUACAGUGGUUUAUCGACCAAAUGAGACUCCCCAGUACACAUGCAGCCGGCGUACCAGAAGCCUGGUGGCAAGGCAUUACCAACGCACUCGUCGCAAAUGUUACGUACUUCAAGACAUCCAAGACCCCCUUCCGAGAGGUAGCGGCAUACGCCUGGACCUUUUUCCGCAACGCCUAUGCCGUGCUCCCGGAGCUCAUCCUCCACGGGAAUAGCCUGGGCGCGGUGCAAGCUAUCCUGGCCAUGGCCAUGUUCAUGCGGCAGUCAGCAGAUACGAGGGCAACAGCGCUCCUGUUCUCGCUCGCCGUUAGGAUGGAACUAUCGGCGGGGAUAGAUGUCAAGGCCGCCUCCGAGAGGAAUCCGGAUCCAGUCGAUGAGGAGAAUCGUAACCGGCUUUUUUGGGCUACCUUCAUCCUCGACAUGGACAUGGCAGUGAACACCGGACUCCCUCCCGUGCACACGGAGGAGGUAGUCACGGCGGACCGGCCAGGUGGGCAUUGCCUCAAGCAUGGGUCAUUAAACCCUGCAGAUGCCCUUAGUCACGGGGGCUGGGGGGAUAUUGUCUUCAGGCUUAGGGCGGAGCUUGCUGGAAUCCAGCGGCGCAUCGCGACCCAGUUCACUGCUCCCGACCAGGCUGAGCUGUUCGCCUUAGAGGCGGAGAUUGAGGCAUGGAGCCUCCGUGUCCCGAUCAGCAUUCGCCCUGACUGGCCUGACAAACCCCAGACCAUCGGCAGCGACGAGGCCGCGGACGUGUCCGUCGCCAUGUUACACUUGGCCUACUACAACAGCGUGACCAUGAUCUACUGGGCCGCCAUUCGGCAUGCCAAAUCGCAAAUAGUGGAACCGGCCCCAGCCCUCGAUCCUCCCCACGGCCCAGUGCAGGACGACCGAAUGAGUGGCCACAAAAGUGUGGCGAGGGCCGCCUCCAGGGCCACUAUAUGCGCCAUCUCACGAUUCCCCACACAGGUAUUUCCCGAGCUCUGGAGAGCAUUGUACCACCCAGUUGCCGCCAGCAUCGCCCUCUUGGCCCUCGUUUGCAAGGAGCCAACACACCCCGAAGCGCAGGGCGACUUGUUGCUGCUUGGUUGGUUUGCUGGGUACUUGGAAAGGAUGGUGCGCGAUGAGGGCUACGAUUUGGAAAGAAUGCGAGACGGGAUCUGCACGUUCGAGAAGGUCGCGAGUCACGCUGUUAGCGCCGCCAUGGCUUCUGACAUGCCAGUCAACCCGGCGUUAUGGCCCCUGAACGUGGCAUCAGGCCAUACCGGCAAGGCGAGUAACUUUUGCUUCAUGAGCAACACGCCAAAUCGGGACCUCGACAACGCGAAGCAACUUGCCGAUAUCAUGGGUCUCCAGUGGGGCAAGAAUGAUUACGGCCCUUUCGUCCCAGAUUCCUUGAUGCCAGCCACGUACGGGUUCGCUUUCGGCUCUAGCGGGUUCCGGUAG
This is a messenger RNA of Chaetomium globosum CBS 148.51, 1974 nucleotides long. RefSeq lists its product as uncharacterized. NCBI's taxonomy places the organism in Eukaryota, Fungi, Ascomycota, Sordariomycetes, Sordariales, Chaetomiaceae. Bases 1 to 1974 code for a protein of 657 amino acids. The transcript is spliced from 5 exons. Gene Ontology annotation, biological process: DNA-templated transcription. The record is from RefSeq and is a predicted model, not a curated record. Gene Ontology annotation, molecular function: zinc ion binding; DNA binding.